Paralichthys olivaceus (Japanese flounder) is the source of this 3267-nucleotide messenger RNA. RefSeq lists its product as uncharacterized. Gene Ontology annotation, molecular function: phosphatidylinositol binding. The record is from RefSeq and is a predicted model, not a curated record. Gene Ontology annotation, cellular component: endosome. NCBI's taxonomy places the organism in Eukaryota, Metazoa, Chordata, Actinopteri, Pleuronectiformes, Paralichthyidae.
GCUCGGCUCCUCCACCACUUCAGAAAACUUCGCUUCUUUCCGCUUUGUGGAAACAGCGUCUCCUUUUCUUUCCUCCACCCGGUGUUAGAGGAGCUACAGACGGACAAACUAUGUGAAGCACAGCCGGGCAGCGAGUGAGAGGAAGAGGAAGAGGACAGUAGCAGCAGAGGAAGAGGAAGAGGGAGAAGAAGAUGUACAUACGGCGCGUGUCCAUCGCGGUAACGCUCGGCCUGCUGUGGUACUUCUCAGACUGUGGCCGCUCUCUCACCCACUAUGUCCUGUGUUUCCUCUUCUGCCUCUCCUCGCCGUGGCUGCUGGGGAGCAGUGGGCGAGAGAGCAGCACCCAAACUGAUGAAGACCCCGAGCACAGCCACUUCCAGGAAGGAGUUGAUGAAGACUUGUUCGGUGAAAGCAGCGAGCAGACCGAGCUGCUGGAGUCUCAGUAUUCACACGUGAAGAGGUCUUUAAGACAAGUGUUUGAGUGUGUCUAUGCUCGGCUGGUCUUGCCCUGGUACGUCGUUCCUGAGCCUCGUGAGCACCAGCCUCUGCACCAGGUGCUCAGCAGGGAAUUCGACUGUGUAAUUGACCGCAUCAUUGAGAGAGCAAAGGACUUUGAUAUCGGCCAGGCGGUGGUGGGAUCGGUUCGUAUUCUGACCCAGCACUUGCACAAUGCGAAGCAGUCUGACAGGGUGCUUCUGUUCAGCUCCGCAGCAGAUGAGGUCGCAGUUCUUCGAGAGCUUUCCGAUGCUCUUGUACGCAACCUUUUCUCCAAAUCUUUCUGGGGCCAAGAAGUCAACCGCUGUGCCUUAAAUGAGAUUGUUGCCUUAAAGGGGUUGGGUCUGUUGGUGACAUGGCUGUCUGACCCCGACAACCUGAACCAGCUGGUGCUCAGCCAACUCAACAGCGCAACCCCCAAAGACUCCAUGGAGGAUCUGUGUGGGUCCGACCCAGAACUAGCCUCUCUGGCUUCGCAGGAGGACAAAGACGGGGGCAAUGUCACAGAAGUGAGCUCGGAGGGAGCGGAGAUUCCAACUGGCACCAGGGUCAAGGGCAAAAGGAAAGGCAACAAGCUGAAGGAAGGAUGGUCAAAAUUUGUGGACAAGAUGAAGUCCAAGAAAGCCAAGAAGAAGAAGAUGAAAAUGAUGGAGCAGGAGCUGAUGAUGAGGAUCAUGGGGAUUCAGGACAACGCGCCCAACGAGGACGAUGCCAGCAGCAGGGAGGGCUCCAUUUACAGCCAGCAGGACUCUGACAGGGAGGACAGCGAUCUGGAGAACUACUUGACAACAGUGCAAGAGGACAUGAUGGAAUUCAAGCUGUCGUAUGAGAUGUGGCGCGUUGGCCGCUGGGCUGUCAGCAUCCCUUGUGUCGACCUGGAGGAUGAGGAGCUGACCUUCACCGUUCACCUGGCGGAGAAUAACAGCCCGGAGAACCUGCAGUGGGACAUCAGGAAGACCUACAUGGAUGUGAUUUAUUUUCGCAACAGAUGGCAGGACUCGACCACCCUGCCCUCAAUCCUGGAACUGGAGGAGUCGGAUGUCAGCGAUGAGGUUAAAGAAGAAGCUCGAGUAUCAGUGGAAUACUUUCUACAGGAGUUGGUCUCGGAUAAUAUGAUCGGUCACACUCAACCAGUUUUUCAGUUCCUCUGCCCGCUUGACAAACUGUUGAAUGAAGAAGAACACUAUGAAGGCGUGUGGGGCCUCCUCAGCGGCUUGGCCUACUUCCUGACUCCAGGUCAAGAGGAGGAAGAGACCUCCAGCCCUCAGACAGAAACCCCUAAAGACAGCAUGAUGUCAGAAUUUUCAGCUUCGCCGUCAGAAAACCCUGGUGCCUCUACACCGAGUCACACCGAUGCUCCCAGUGCUACUCUCCCAACUAUCGUUAUCUCUGACUGGGAACCUCCUGCAGAACCAGGAGAGGAGGCAGAAGCAGAAACACAGACACACUCUGCUGUUAACUCAGACCCUUCAAGUAAUGACAGCGGUUCCCAGGGCAAAACGGAGGACUCUGAUAAUCCCCUCACCUCUCACUUUAAAAACAUCAUCAGAGGACUGAGCCGAUCCAGGUCACAAGAGUCUCUUGCCUGCUCGCCGCAAAGCAGCCAGGACCGAAACUCGCAGGGGGACAGCUCAGAGGGGCCGUCUUGGCUCAAUUUCAGUGCAAGGUCAACUAAAAAAGACAAAACAUGUUUCAAGAUGUCAAAUGGAGUGAGCAAGGCCAAAGGGAAGGAGCAGGGCACGUUGCCAAGAGGGGAGGACUCGGAGGGUCAGAGGAGCCAGGGCAAGUGGGAGCAGCUUGAGGCGACCAAAGCCAUAUUUGAUCUCCUGAAGGAAAUUUCUGGAAACUCCAUCCUCAUUAACAUAUUUGAUACUAUUCUGAAACCUGUCAUGCCCAUCCUGAAAAAGAAAGUUAACUCUUUCCUAGACAAGAUGAACCCAACAGAGGAGCAGAUGGCUGCUUACAUCGACGCUCUGCGAGACAAACAGUGGCCUGACUCUCAACCAACGGCACCUCCCCCCCCCCCUCGCACAGAGGAGGAGAAAACUAAGAGCAGGGAGCAAGCACACGACCUCAUCAAUGCCAAAUAUUCAAACUAUCUCAUUCUGAAUAAAAAGGACAUGGAGUCCGUCUUUAAUAUUUUCCAGGACAGGGAGGAAAACAAAACUCUGGUAUAUAUGCUUCUAUCUUUCUUAUUCAGGGAAUUCUUUCCUGGUGAACAUUCCUUAGCACUGCUCCCUUACUGAAAGUGACCAAUUCUACCAACUGAUCUGUGAAUCUUUAAUAACGUUUUAAUGGUACUUUUAAGGCAUUUUACAAUAGCUUACUAUUUAUUAAAUAUUUCUAAAAUGACAAAAUAUUGGAGACCAAUUUUUCUGAACAUUUACCUCAAACAUACUGUGAAAUUUUUUUUUUUCUUCUUAUUUUGGUACUUAUUCACUUGUCAAUGUGAUGAAUCUCAACUUUGCAUUUUGAACUUUUGGUGUAAAAUUAACUAAAUAAAGAACAUUUCACAUAAAGUUUGAAUUUCACCCCCUCACGUUUUGAUGACAAAGAAUUUGAGUGUUUCUUACAUAUUUUGUCACUUGAGCACAACUGUAUGGUGAGUGUUUGUACACUGUAUGAUUUGACCUAAAGUUCUUUUUAAAAUAGAUAAUCUCAUUAUUACAGUUCACAUAAAUCUGUCAAAACAUUAAUGGUGCCACUAUUAAGUGAAAUAAUGUUUAUGUAUAUAACUUGAUGAAUUGAUUCCAAAUAAAAUAUUUGAAUGAA